Molecule: messenger RNA, 1137 nt
Organism: Arctia plantaginis
Lineage: Eukaryota; Metazoa; Arthropoda; Insecta; Lepidoptera; Erebidae
Source: the annotation of a GenBank genome assembly
AUGUGUCUGGACAUGUCGUGCACGCCGACCGUGCCCAGCGCGCUGCCGCUGUGGUCGCCACUGCUGGCGCUGCAGGCGUGCCGCCUGCGCCGCUACCUCAGCGACGACUGCAUGCUGUACCACAACCGCCACGUGCUCCACUCGGAGCGGCGCCGCUGCGGCGUGUGCCUCGCCUCCUUCCCUUCGACGUGGCUUCUCGAACGCCACGCCGCUUUGCAACACGCAUCUCAGACGCCCUGUGACGAUAAACCUUUCGUCUGCGAGCAAUGCGGUCAAAGCUACCGAUAUAGAUCCGCAUACGUCAAGCAUCGCGAACAAAACCACCGCGCGCGCCUCCCGGCCGACAAACUCUUCACUUGCGACGUCUGCGGUAUGCAGUUUCGAUACCUUAAAUCUUUUAAGAAGCAUCGCCUAAAUCAUACGCUGGAAAGACUUCAUACAAAAAAUACUGACACCCCGGAGGGUUUGGAACAAGUUUCUAGCACUAACGAGGCUCUGAUAGGCAAGUGUGGAGAGAUGGAUUUGUCUAUGAAGAGAAAAAAUAGAGCUGAGAAUAUUAAAUCUCCAUCCUCUGAGGUGAUUCGAGACGCCGAGCAAGAUAGCACCGUCGACUCCAACGGUCCCACAGAUUCUGUCGUCACGGUCGACGAUUCUGUGGAAUGCCGCACUUCCGGUGCCGAGAGCGAGAGCAAAAGAGAUGACGAUACGACUUCUGAGGAACGAAGGCGAAUUCCCGUUUCGUUCGCCAGCAUCAGCUCCAUGGCGGAUAGCUCGGAGAACGAGUCGCGCACGGACAGCGUUAAACACGAAAGCUCCAGCGCCCACUCGGGCCUUCUCGGUUUUAUGCAAAACGACGAGAGACAGAGAGACAAAGAGAGGAAAUUCGCGUGCCCGUUCUGCGGUAAGUGCGUGCGCUCGAAGGAGAACCUGAAGCUGCACGUGCGCAAGCACACGGGCGAGCGGCCGUUCGUGUGCCUGUUCUGCGGGCGCGCGUUCGGCGGCAAGAGCGACCUGACGCGCCACCUGCGCAUCCACACGGGCGAGCGGCCCUACCACUGCGAGGCGUGCGGCAAGUGCUUCGCGCGCGCCGACUACCUCUCCAAGCACCUCACCACGCACGUGCACAACACGCGCUGA